AUAAAAUGCAAAAUCGACGGGGCGACGACUGAAAGGGUUUUAUUUGGCAUAAGCAGGAGCGUGAAAGGCAGCGAAGUCGGGCAAAUGAACGCCUUUAGAACCUUUUAUUUUGGAGCGUGCAUGCUGUUUACAAUUUCAGUAUCCGCGCUACCCAGUGGCCAACUAAGAAGAGGGAUUCUGCACAACAUUACACACACUUGUAGUGAGACACUAGAGAUAUGUAGGACUACAGUUGUCCGAGUACUGGAGCAACAAUGUGACUUCGUUAUGGAAUAGAAAGGCAUUUUUCGACUACUGGAUACCAUUGUGUAUUAUUUCAAUAGUGAAGUUCAUCAUGGCUUUAACGGAGGGGUAAAAUAUCGGUGUACCACGCUUCACAAAAUUAAGGAGAAACAAUGAUGCAUCAUACUGGCAUACACGGAAAAGUCCGCCGUUUCCAACCUUUGAAACGCAUUGGAUACCAGUGAACCGAAUUUUAAUCUAAACUAUUUUUUAAAGACAACUGCACCUUGAAAGAUGCCACACAAGGAACGUCCGACCGUCAGUUCCCGUAGAGUAAUGCGUGCUUACCGCCUCAACACUUUCGAAGACCAGCGCCUUCAAAAGAGUCUGUCGCAGAUAGACCGUCAGCAGACGUAUCAUGACCGCCUUAAAAUCUCGUCUGGCAAGGCAAACCACGCUGAGGAGUGUGGGAUACGGGCGAUGUCCGCCACUCCCAGGGACGGCUGGCUGGGCGUGAAAAGUAAGUUCAAUCUGCACGACAUGAAUUUCCCUAAGCCGUGCACGCGCGAACUAAGACGCGCUCUUACUCACGGAAGGACAAGGUCUUUAGUCAACGAAAUGAACAGUCUGGAACCCAAGGAGCAAAUUGCUACCGACAAAACCGAAGACAUGCGUGAACGAACGGCCGCGCCUCUUAUCAAGGGGCAAAUUAGUAUGGGUAUAACAAAAAACGAGGGUAAUAAACUGGUUGAAAAGUCAGGAACCUUGAUGAAAAUAGCCUACGAAGAAAAAGUGCGGAGUACUAUAGGGGAGGCGAUUGAAAAGGGAGAGGCGCUUCCAGAUUACAUAAUGGCUGAAAAACUGAUGGCGGCUAAAGCGCAGCGAAUUCAAAUGACCAGCAGAAACGUGAAGUUUGAUGACGUCACACAUUAUCACCUCGUGAACCCCGAAGUUGGGAAGCACCCUACUAUAAAUUCGCUGCGAAAAAAUCGCAGUGCUCCGGAUCUGCUCCAGUCGCCGCGCUCUCUAACGAGAGCUGCAAGUGCCAUGAGCGUGCUUCGGCGAGAAACUAAGUCAAGCCGUGGGUCAAGACCCCAAUCGUCUGCCGGGAACUUGAACUUAGAUACCCACAAACUCCAACAUAUUAAGACGAUAGUGGACUUGGAUAAAAAGGUUGAAGCAUUCGCGGAAAAACACCCUUUGAAGAGGAAUAGCAAUGUGUUGCCGAGGAUUUCCAAAUUAUUGCCUUCUUUUGAAUCUUCGGUGUGACGUAUCUUUAUUUAUAAAAACGAUGCGUUUUCAAACAGCAUAAUAUAAAACGAAAUGGUGGGAUGAAAAACGUUUUCGUUUGUUCAGGCAAAACUUAGAUUAAUAUCUGUAAUGAAAAGAAAUUACGCAAUUCAUAAUGGCAUAUUAUCUUCUUUGCUUAUUAACAUGAAACCUAUUUUUCGUGUACAUUUUCUCAUUAUUCAUAAAUUACAGCACUGUUUUAACAUUGCUUUAAGCUUUAAAGCUUCAUUCUAGUUAAGACACAUUAUAUUUUACAUAUUGACUCAUGUCCUCUCACAUUAGAGUCGCCGAUAUCCAUUUAUAUAUUGCGGGCAUAAUACUAUGUACAGGAGAUAUGGUAUGUUGACCUAGUAUUCCUUUUUGCUGAAAAUGCUCAAGA
Lingula anatina is the source of this 1891-nucleotide messenger RNA. RefSeq lists its product as uncharacterized. NCBI's taxonomy places the organism in Eukaryota, Metazoa, Brachiopoda, Lingulata, Lingulida, Lingulidae. The record is from RefSeq and is a predicted model, not a curated record.